Messenger RNA from Haliotis rubra (blacklip abalone), 1275 nucleotides. RefSeq names its product mucin-5AC-like. The record is from RefSeq and is a predicted model, not a curated record. Lineage: Eukaryota; Metazoa; Mollusca; Gastropoda; Lepetellida; Haliotidae. The transcript has 2 exons. The coding region runs from base 1 to 1275 and encodes 424 amino acids.
AUGGUGAUAUAUGUUCCGUCAUUUGGCACUACAUCUACGUCUACUACUACACUAACCACGUCUACUGCUACAACAACUACUACGUCUACUGUCACAACAUCUACAGCGUCUAUUGGCACUACAUCUACGUCUACUACUGCACUCCCCACGCCUACUGCCACAACAUCUACUACGUCUACUGCCACAACAUCUACAGCGUCUAUUGACACUACAUCUACAUCGUCUACUGCCACAACAUCUACUACGUCUACUGUCACAACAACUACCACGUCUCUUGCCACUACAUCUACAUCGUCUAUUGACACUACAUCUACAGCGUCUAUUGGCACUACAUCUACGUCUACUACUACACUCCCCACGCCUACUGCCACAACAACUACUACGUCUACUGCAACAACAUCUACAGCGUCUAUUGGCACUACAUCUACGUCUACUACUGCACUCACCACGCCUACUGCCACAACAUCUACUACGUCUACUGCCACAACAUCUACAGCGUCUAUUGGCACUACAUCUACGUCUACUACUGCACUCACCACGUCUACUGCUACAACAACUACCACGUCUCUUGCCACUACUAUUGCUACAUCGUCUAUUGACACUACACUCACCACGUCUACUGCUACAACAACUACCACGUCUCUUGCCACUACAGCUACAUCGUCUAUUGACACUACAUCUACGUCUACUACUACACUCACCCUGUCUACUGCUACAACAACUACCACGUCUCUUGCCACUACAGCUACAUCGUCUAUUGACACUACAUCUACAGCGUUUAUUGGCACUACAUCUACAGCCUCUUCUGGAACUACAUCUACGUCUACUACUACACUCACCACGUCUACUGCUACAACUACUACCACGUCUACUGCCACUACAACUACCACGUCUACUGCCACUACAUCUACAGCCACUUCUGGAACUACAUCUACGUCCAUUACUACAUUCGCCACGUCUACUGCCACAACUACUAUCAAGUCUCUUGCCACAACAACUACAUCGUCUACUGCCACUACAUCUACAGCCUCUUCUGGAACUACAUCUACGUCCAUUACUACAUUCACCACGUCUACUGCCACAACUACUACCACGUCUACUGCCACUAUACCUCAAACGCCUACUACGACAAGAACCACGCCCACAACUGCAGCUACAGUAUCUUCAACAUCUCAAGCUACAACAGUCAUCUCCACUACAACGCCUACCACUACUACAGCCCAUGCCCAGUCACACAUGGCGCACAAGUUCAGCAGCUCCCGUGUAAUGAUGUAA